ACAGAGAAGAAUAUAGAUUUAUUGAAGAGUGAAGCUUUAAUCUUAUUUAUAAAAGUACAUACAAAUAUGGUGGAUGAAUCAGAUGAAGAAUAUGCCUGUUCAGUUGAUAAACAAUAUAGGAUUCAUUAUAAAUCUCGCAAGAAAUAUGUUUGCAUUUUAAGAUCUUUACAAAUUAGUAUUGGUGUUGUCACAAUGAUAAUUGGUAUUGUUAGUGCAACUGGUUUAAAAGAAUCAAUGGGUUUAUUCCUUUUCAUUGCUAUUUUGUGUGGAUUUUUUAUGAUGGAAGCAGCUUUGGCUAAUCUUUUUAUUUUAUCAGAGCACUCUGGAGAAAACUUUCAAGGCUGGCAAGAAGGAAUUAGAAAAGCUGGUAGAGAAGGUGCAUUAUGUAUUCUUGCUUCAUGGGCUUGUGGAAUUAUCUUCACAAUAGCAAUGGUGAUAUCUGAUGUUAUAGUUUUAAUUAUGUUCCAUGAUACUUCAGUCACAAUCAUAGCAUAUCUAGAAUUAAUAUGUGGAAUAUUUUUACUUAUCAUCAUCACUGUAUCAAUUUGGGAUAGUAUAACAUUUCGAAAAGUUCAUGUUAAUGUUUGUUGAUAUUCCAGAAAAUUUGAUAAAAUAAUGAUAAAUUUUAAAGUAACAGUUACUAUUGUUUCAUGAAAUUAAUUUAGAAAACACAAAAAAAUAUAUAUAUACA
Centruroides sculpturatus (bark scorpion) is the source of this 691-nucleotide messenger RNA. RefSeq lists its product as uncharacterized. The transcript is spliced from 2 exons. The record is from RefSeq and is a predicted model, not a curated record. NCBI's taxonomy places the organism in Eukaryota, Metazoa, Arthropoda, Arachnida, Scorpiones, Buthidae. Bases 67 to 591 code for a protein of 174 amino acids.